This is a messenger RNA of Phaedon cochleariae (mustard beetle), 623 nucleotides long. The record is from the annotation of a GenBank genome assembly. NCBI's taxonomy places the organism in Eukaryota, Metazoa, Arthropoda, Insecta, Coleoptera, Chrysomelidae.
AUGAAAGUUGCAAGUAGUCAGGAGGAGAUGCAGUCGCAGAACUUUAACCACGUGACCAGCUGCCCGUACUUGCCCGGCACAUUGGGUCAGCACAUGAAGAAGAGCUCGCUGAGCGAGUCGUCGAGCGAGCUGGCCGAGCUGGAAGAGGGCCUCAUGGCGACGCGCGACCAGCUGGCCAGGAAGCAGAACUGCAACCCGCGCCACAACAACAACAUCAACGCCAUGAGCAUCGAGACUGAUGUCUGACUACGAGUGACGGAAGUGCUGCGCCAGGAACCGCUGCCUGCUACGAGCCAUUCUCGGAGCCUUGUGGGCAGGCGGCCGCCCCCAGCCGCCCUCUUCUGCAUCAGAAGCGCCGGCUACCGCCCUGGCCGCUCCGACCUGCCCACUGCGAUCGCGAGUGCUCGUGCGCAAUGCUCAUCCGUACACUUAACGAACUACUGUUACAUCAAAUUCCUAGGACCUUUACUCGGUACUUUUGUACAACAAUAUCGAUUGUUUUUGGGUGAGAUAUCCUGCCAAAGAUAUUACUUAAUUAAAAUAAUGAAUCCCUAGAGAUAAUAAAUAAUUUUUAAUGGUACGAUUGGGUGGGGCGGUCAUUGCAUUAGGGCGGUUCACUCGAU